AUGUUGAACUUGGUUCAGAUGAGGAAGGAAAACACGAAACGGUACGAGAAGAUACAGCAUUUAGGAGAAGGACAGUUUGCUAAUGUAUAUAAAGCUAAGGAUUUGGAAACAGGAGAUUUGGUUGCCAUCAAAAAAAUCAAAUUGGGUUCGAGAGCUGAAGCAAAAGAUGGUAUAAAUCGUACGGCAUUGCGUGAGAUCAAACUCUUACAAGAAAUUCACCACGAAAACAUAAUUGGGUUGCGAGAUGUUAUUGGUAGCCGUACCACUAUUCAGCUGGUAUUUGAUUUCAUGGAGACAGAUCUCGAGCAUGUCGUGAAAGACUUCUCUAUAAUCUUGAAUCCUGCCCAGAUCAAGAAUAUGACCAUGCAAACUCUUCUUGGGUUAGAAUUUCUGCAUGCUCAUUGGAUUUUGCAUAGGGAUAUGAAACCUAAUAAUUUAUUGAUGAACAGUGCUGGUAGAAUUAAAAUAGCUGAUUUUGGUCUUGCGAGGUUUUUCGGAUCACCGAAUCGUUACUAUACUAACCAAGUUGUGACUCGAUGGUAUCGAGCACCCGAGUUAUUAUACGGAGCUAAAACGUACGGUGUAGGUGUAGAUAUGUGGGCAAUGGGAUGUAUAUUAGCCGAGCUGCUUCUUCGAAACCCUAUUUUCCCGGGUGAAUCUGAUCUGGAUCAACUGUGCAAAAUUUUCAAGGUGCUUGGUACUCCUACAGAAGAAGACUGGCCAGAAAUGACUAGCUUAACGGAUUACGUUAAGAUCAAAGAAGCAACCGCUAUUGAACUCAGAGAAAUUUUCACAGCGGCAACAGAAGAUUUGAUUCUUCUAUUACGGGGGAUGUUUAUGUUCGAUCCAUUGAAAAGAAUUAAUUCUACUCAAGCUUUACAAUCUCCUUACUUCAGUAAGGAACCUUUAUGUUGCCCAGACGAAGAUUUGCCUUUACCUGGACGACCGAUGGGUGGCACUAGAGAAAGUCGCAGAAGAAGACUGCAAGACGAAUUCGGAAACGAGCCCGCCAAGAAAAGACUUGUUUUUGAUUAA
Messenger RNA from Auanema sp. JU1783, 1035 nucleotides. Lineage: Eukaryota; Metazoa; Nematoda; Chromadorea; Rhabditida; Rhabditidae. The record is from the annotation of a GenBank genome assembly.